AAGGAUCUGGGAUCUGAGCACUGAUAAGGAAUGAGGAGAGCCUCCGUUCUACUCCAAGCAAGAGAAGGUAGCAGAACAAAAUGGCUGCUCUGACUAUAGACCCGACAGAGCAGCCUCGGAUGUACCAGCAGACCCUUCUUCAAGACGGACUGUGUGACCUGUUGGAGAAUGACAAGUUUGUGGACUGUGUCCUCAAAGUCAAGGACAAGAAGUUCCCCUGCCAUCGCUUGGUUUUAGCAGCCAGUAGCCCCUUCUUCAAGGCGAUGUUCCUGUCUGACCUGGAAGAGAGCAAGGCGCGUGACAUAAUCCUCAAAGAUGUGGAGCCCGGCACCAUGGGGAUGAUUUUGCGCUACCUCUACACCUCUGACAUUAAUUUGACAGAGCAGAACGUCCAGGACAUCUUCAUGGUGGCUAACAUGUACCAGAUCCCGUCCAUCUUCUCGGUUUGCGUGUCCUACCUUCAAGAGAAGCUGGUACUCGGCAACUGCUUGGCUAUCUUCAGGUUGGGGCUGCUGCUGGACUGUCCGAGGCUCGCCUUGACUGCUCAGGAGUUCAUCUGUGAACGCUACCAGCUUGUCAUCAGGGACCAGGAUUUCCUGCAGCUGGCCGCCACCGAGCUGGCUCUCAUCAUCAGCUCAGAUGCGCUUAAUGUCCAGCGAGAAGAACAGGUGUUCGAAUCCCUGAUGGGCUGGGUCGAACACGAUGAGAAACAAAGGCUGGAGGAACUGCCCGAAUUGUUGCACUGCAUCCGCUUUAGGUUGAUGCCUUUGGACUACUUUAAAAAAAAAGUGCAAUGCCAUCAAUACAUCCGAUUGAACCAGGAGAUCGAGAAAGAGCUAGACCUGGUGAAUGAUGCUCACAGAGGUCGUCUUCCAAAGCCCAAGUUGGAAGGAACGGAGGGAGAAGAAAGCGAGAAGGACCAGGAGGGCUACCUGCCGGGAAUCCUCAACAACAACCCACGUUUUGGGAUGUUUGAGAUGGACUUACUACUCAUGAUCAGUGAAACGGGCACAGUGGCCUAUGAACCAGUUGCAAAUGAAUGCUUUGUGGUGUCGGACUCUGGAGAAAUUCCAAAGAACCACUGCAGUCUGGUAACCAAAGAGAACCAGGUGUUUGUUGUGGGCGGACUUCUCUACAAUGAGGAGAACCAAGAUGAACCCUUCAGCUCUUACUUCUUACAGUUUGACCCAGUCAGCUCCGAAUGGUUAGGGAUGCCCUCACAACCCAACCCACGCUGCUUGUUUGGAAUGGCACAAGUGGAGAACUCCAUCUUUGUUGUUGGAGGCAAGGAACUGAAAGAAGGGGAGCACGUUCUGGACUCGGUCAUGAUUUACGACAGACAGUCAUUCAAAUGGGGUGAGUCAGACCCUCUUCCGUACGUUGUGUACGGGCACGGGACCGUAUCACACAAAGGCCUCGUCUAUGUUAUUGGUGGCAAAUCAGAAAGCAGGAAGUGCAUGAGGAGAGUCUGCGUCUACAACCCCUCAAAGUUUGAGUGGAAGGACCUGGCCCCCCUGAAGACAGCUCGCUCCCUGUUUGGCGUUGAAGUCCACAAGGACCAGAUUUUUGUCGUUACGGGCGUUACAGACACGGGUCUCACCAGCUCGGUGGAGGUCUACGACAUAGCCAGCAACGAGUGGUCAGAUUUGAGCGAGUUCCCUCAGGAGCGCAGCUCCCUCAAACUGAUGUCCAUGGCGGGCGGCUUGUACGCCGUGGGCGGCUUUGCCAUGAUGCCCAGCGAAAGCAGUGAGGAGCCUGUGCCAACAGAAAUGACUGACGUCUGGAGAUACGAUGACACCAAGAAGCAUUGGAGUGGGAUUCUACGUGAGAUUAUCUAUGCAGAGGGAGCCACCAUUGUUCCGGUCCGGCUCAACACUCUGCGCCUCAACAAAUUAUAAUCAUGCAUUGUAUUACAGAUGACGUACAGAGAAGGCUUAGAUGGAAAUUUAAUUAUCAAACCAUAUAUUGUAUAAAAGUCUAUUCACACA
This is a messenger RNA of Syngnathus typhle (broad-nosed pipefish), 1988 nucleotides long. Its product is annotated as kelch-like protein 40a. The transcript is spliced from 6 exons. Gene Ontology annotation, molecular function: protein binding. NCBI's taxonomy places the organism in Eukaryota, Metazoa, Chordata, Actinopteri, Syngnathiformes, Syngnathidae. The coding region runs from base 81 to 1898 and encodes 605 amino acids. The record is from RefSeq and is a predicted model, not a curated record.